Molecule: messenger RNA, 459 nt
Organism: Triticum urartu
Lineage: Eukaryota; Viridiplantae; Streptophyta; Magnoliopsida; Poales; Poaceae
Source: RefSeq, a predicted model, not a curated record
AUGGUGGCAGCUUCGCAGGCAUCAAUCUCCGCCGGCCCCGCCCCGUCGGCCGGCCGGUUCGGGAAGAAGACAAAGCCUGUGACUGAGAUGGAGCUAGACUCGGUGGUGACAUCCUUCGCUGGCCCUUCUCCGUCGAUCGACCUUUCGGAGAAGGCAGAGCCUACGACUGAGAUGGUGGCAGACUCGGUGGCGACACUCUUCGCUGGCCCUGUGGCGUCGGAGAAGAAGGCGACACCUCGUACCGUGGUGGAGGCAUCACCCUUCGCUGGCCUCGCUCCGUUGAUGGACCGGCCCGACAAGAAGCCAAAGGCUCUGGCUAAGAUGGAGGUGGACCCGGAGGCAUCCUUGUUCGCUGGCCCGACAUUCAUGGUGUCGCCGGACCCGAGCGAGCUGCCUAUGCCGACCUUCAUCAUGUCGCCGGACCCGAGCGAGCUGCCCAUUCCAACCUUUCCUCUAUAA